Molecule: messenger RNA, 1179 nt
Organism: Ostrea edulis (European flat oyster)
Lineage: Eukaryota; Metazoa; Mollusca; Bivalvia; Ostreida; Ostreidae
Exons: 3
Coding region: 1-1179 (392 amino acids)
Cellular component (GO): extracellular matrix
Source: RefSeq, a predicted model, not a curated record
AUGGCUUUUGGAAAUUGCGCUCUGUUUUUCUUUUUGUCUCUGCUGAGUUUUGUGAAUGGCGCUAACUUUCCUAGCGGGUGUUCAUACUACGAUGAAAUGGAUUCCACUCAUCUAUAUAAAUGCACAUUUGGUACAGUUUCUUUACCUCUGACAUACAGUACUUUCAGUGAUCCUCUACCACAGUGGAUUCAAAUCGCAAAAAUCAACGGUAACAUCAAUGCGGGUUCCUUCACCGGAUUCGAUUCUUAUGACACGACCAAACUGAGCCACGACAAAAACCCUACUCUUCAGCUUUUCUGUACGACCGGGGGAUCCUUAAAUUUACAGGCUACAUCGUUCAACACUCUUGGAUACAUACAAGAAGUCGAAAUUUCAAACUGUAACGUCAAUUUACCUGCCAACGUCUUUUCACCGUUUGGGACAUUAAACAAGCUGACGAUCAGGGGAGGUACCCUGACCUUAAAUUCUGCCACAUUUGAGGGACUGACGAUCGAACCAAUAGAUCAAUACACCGACCCAGCAGGGGCACUAAUAAUAAAAGAUCUUACCAUUAGUGGAGGGUUCCCGACCGAUGUUUUGAAGCCCCUAAACAAAACCAAGACCAUCCGUAUAGAAAACGUUGGACUGACAUCAAUCAAUGACACUGUGUUUUCAGCCAACUCCGGACUUCACACGCUCUCUUUGAAGGACAAUCUGAUUCUAGACACCAUCCCCACUACCUUCUUUACUGGACUUGAUGGCUUGGCGAAUUUCGAUCAGACAUCAUUCCAAUGGACCUGUACGUGUGAUAACGUCUGGUGGUGGCCUAAAUCCAUCGUGAAAAAUAUCACGAUUCAAGGACCGGCUAUCUGCAGUGGCCCUGCCGACGUUGCGGGAAUGGUUGUAGGAAAGUACUAUGACACGAACUGCGUAACAACCAGUGUAUGUGGCGAUAAUAUAGGUGUUGCUAUCAGUUCCACAUGUCUUCCGAUGGGAUAUUUGGUCGGGUUUGGUCUUAUAUUUGUAAUGCUCAUCAUAUGUAUCGUAGCACUUGCCUGCAUCUGUCACUUGAGAAAGAAUGCUCUGGCUGGUCCAGUCAAAAAGACACGAAGAGGGCCUCCUCCGCCCGGUGCCAAAAAAGGUAAAGGCGGCAGUGGCGGCGGUGGCGAAAAGAAACGAAGAGGAAGCGGAUGGGUGUAA